Molecule: messenger RNA, 867 nt
Organism: Trametes versicolor FP-101664 SS1
Lineage: Eukaryota; Fungi; Basidiomycota; Agaricomycetes; Polyporales; Polyporaceae
Exons: 4
Coding region: 1-867 (288 amino acids)
Cellular component (GO): membrane
Source: RefSeq, a predicted model, not a curated record
AUGACCGACCGCGCACGCACAUACAACGUCGACCUGACCCCUAAGAAGCAUCACGGCUAUGCUGUCCUUCUGUUCAUCUUGGGAACGCUGCUCCCUCCACUAGCCGUGGCAGCGCGCUUUGGGCUCGGGUCCGACUUCUGGCUGAACCUGAUUUUGACGAUCUGCGGGUAUAUUCCCGGACAUGUCCAUAACUUCUACAUCCAGAACAUCCGCAACAACAAGAAUCACCGCCGAACGCCAAAGUGGAUCCAGAAAUACGGUCUCGUUGAUACCUCCGAGAUCAAACGCAAAGAGCGGCGCUCGCAAUGGGCGAAUCGCUACGACGAACGCCUCCCCCGCUCCGACCUCGAAGGCAGACCCUACGAGGACGGCCAAGAGGGUAGCUCCAGCGUCGACCUUGCCUCCGACGAGCAGCAGGGCGCUCGCACGCGCACCAAUGGAAACGGAGGGCUGUGGAACCCAGGCGAAGAACGCUACUACGGCCAGAAUGGGGACUCCAACAGCGUACUUACUGCCGGGUCCGGGCGCUGGCACUACCCCGCCAACUUCGAGGAUGCCGCACCGCUGCCGUCGCGCAAGAAGUCGUCCAAGAAGAAGAAGGAGAAGAAGGAUCGCUGGGCGCGCACAGAGGAUGCAUACUCCGUCCACGAGGGCGACAGCUCAACGCGGCGUAGGAAGUCGAAGCGGAAGUCGUCGAAGGCGGUGGCGGACGACGACACCUACUCCCGGCGCAGCGAGUCGACGACUGACUUCCCCGAAGACGCGGAGGGCGGUCUGUACGGCGAUCGGCGGCCGGCGGCGGGUGCGGACGGCGCGCAGGAGAACGCCCGAACGACCGACGACGUCAUCUUCAACCACGAACUCUAG